This is a messenger RNA of Humulus lupulus (European hop), 1110 nucleotides long. RefSeq lists its product as uncharacterized. The transcript has 5 exons. Gene Ontology annotation, molecular function: carbohydrate binding; aldose 1-epimerase activity. Lineage: Eukaryota; Viridiplantae; Streptophyta; Magnoliopsida; Rosales; Cannabaceae. The record is from RefSeq and is a predicted model, not a curated record. The coding region runs from base 7 to 1110 and encodes 367 amino acids. Gene Ontology annotation, biological process: beta-D-galactose catabolic process via UDP-galactose, Leloir pathway; glucose metabolic process.
GGGAAAAUGACCAAACUCUCCCUGUUGCUCCUCUGUUUCCUCAUCCUAGCUUCUUCUUCAGGGCUCUCCAGUGGUUUUGAAACCAAGCCAACAAAAGUUAGUACCUAUGAGCUGAAAAAGGGCGAUAUUACUAUUAAGCUCACCAACUGGGGUGCCACAAUUGUUUCCCUUUUUGUCCCUGACAGAUAUGGGAAACUAGCUGAUGUAGUUCUUGGGUACGGUUCUAUCAAUGAGUACAAGAACGAUACGAGUUAUAUUGGGGCUGUUGUUGGACGUGUUGCUAACCGAAUUGGAGGCGCUAAAUUUACAUUGAAUGGAAAGACAUACAAGAUAGUUGCCAAUGAAGGGAAAAACGUACUUCAUGGUGGCAAAAUAGGGUUCAGUGAUGUUGUUUGGAAUGUGGAAAAGUACUACAAUGAAGGUCCUGCUCCAUACAUUGUCUUCACCUAUCACAGCUGUGAUGGUGAACAAGGUUUUCCUGGUGACCUUCUGGUCAGUGUCACCUACACUCUCUCCGGACGCAACAAACUGACUGUGACAAUGGAAGCAAAGGCACUAAACAAGCCAACACCAGUCAACCUUGCUCAGCAUGCAUACUGGAACCUUGGUGGCCACAACAGUGGUGACAUCCUUUCCAAUCAGGUCCAAAUCUUUGGCUCCAAAAUCACUCUUGUUGACAGCCAACUGAUUCCUACUGGCAAACUCACCUCGGUGAAGGGAACGCCAUAUGAUUUUCUGAAGCCGCGCCUAGUUGGAAGCAGGAUCAAGAAGCUAGUAAAAGAAAAUGGCUAUGACAUCAACUACGUUCUUGAUGGCACUCCCUAUGGUUCAUUGAAGAGAGCGGCUGUAGUGUACGACAGGAAGUCUGGAAGGUCAAUGAAGUUGUCAACAACUGCACCUGGUGUGCAGUUCUACACAAGUAACUUUCUGAAAGAUGUGAAGGGUAAAGGUGGAUUUGUGUAUCAACCUCGUGCUGCUCUUUGUUUGGAGACUCAAGGCUUCCCUGAUGCUGUGAAUCACCCCAAUUUCCCAUCUACCAUUGUGACUCCUCAAAAGCCUUACAAACAUGUUAUGUUGUUUGAGUUUUCAAAUAGGCCCCUAUAUGCUUAA